This is a messenger RNA of Odocoileus virginianus texanus, 721 nucleotides long. RefSeq names its product anaphase promoting complex subunit 11 (gene ANAPC11). Gene Ontology annotation, cellular component: anaphase-promoting complex; nucleus. Gene Ontology annotation, molecular function: cullin family protein binding; ubiquitin protein ligase activity; zinc ion binding. Lineage: Eukaryota; Metazoa; Chordata; Mammalia; Artiodactyla; Cervidae. Gene Ontology annotation, biological process: protein ubiquitination; anaphase-promoting complex-dependent catabolic process; positive regulation of mitotic metaphase/anaphase transition. The record is from RefSeq and is a predicted model, not a curated record.
GGAGCGAGGCCGCGCGUGCGCGGUGAGCCAAGGAGCUCGGCGGGCGCCUCUGAGCAGUGCCGAGCCGCGGUCACAGGCAUUUAUAUACCUUCCCGCGCGGGGCCGGCGCUGCCAACUGAAGGUGGGUGGGGCCGCGCGCAGUUAGAUCGGCGGGGGCGCGGCCGUUGGGGGCGUGGUCGAGCUUGGCGCCCCUCCCUUGCCCCUCCCCCACCGCACCAGGAACCCGCACCCUAGUCCCGCGGCCAGAGCUCCUCGCGCCAUGAAGGUGAAGAUCAAAUGCUGGAACGGCGUGGCCACUUGGCUCUGGGUAGCCAACGACGAGAACUGCGGCAUCUGCCGCAUGGCCUUCAAUGGCUGCUGCCCGGACUGCAAGGUGCCGGGUGACGACUGCCCACUGGUGUGGGGCCAGUGCUCACAUUGCUUUCACAUGCACUGCAUCCUCAAGUGGCUGAACGCGCAGCAGGUGCAGCAGCACUGCCCCAUGUGCCGCCAGGAGUGGAAGUUCAAGGAGUGAGGCCAGCCGUGCUGCCUGAUGCCCCUGCUCUCACCCUGAGAUGGCCUCGCCCCCACAGUGGCUCUGGGUGGCUGUCUUCUCCACGGGGACAGUCUCCUCUGGGCUCUGACAGGGUUGAAAUGAGGACUGGAGCUGCGUUUGUUUUCUCCCAUCACAAUGUUGACACUUUUAUCCAAUAAAUAAAACUCAUUAAACCACCCAAGCCUG